AUGAUAACCCCACGAUUAUUCCUUCUUUUAACCAAAUAUAAGCAUAUGAAAUUUGAGAAAGGCGUUAAAAUGAACCUUGACGACAUAAAAAUGCCAAAACUUUUUCGUACGAUUAAGAGAAAGAUGAGCUACAAGUCGCAUAAUUGUAAAGAAUGUAAUUGGAAAAGGUCGGCUGGCGAAAAUGAACCACUCUUGGUAGAUCACAUUUGGUGUGAAACCUGUUCUCCGAUUCAACUCCAAAGGGAAUUCAUACUUUGGAAGAGCGGUAAUAAUGAAAUCGAUGACUUUAUAAGGUUCCAACAAAUUAAGGCUAAAACACCUAGCAACCUGAUAGAGUGGAUACCUUAUGAUAGAUUUACCGAUAUUAAAUACUUGGAGCAAGGGGGUUUCUCCAUAGUUUACUCCGCUACAUGGAUGGAUGGUCCAAUUCAAGGAUGGAACCUUGAACAGAAACAAUGGAAUAGACUUUCCAAGACCAAAGUUGCCUUAAAAGUUCUUAAAGAUUCGCAAAACAUUUCAUCCGAAUUCUUGGAAGAGUUACAUUUGAAUUUACAACGUGGAUCUACAUACGUCGUAAAAUGUUUAGGUUUCACCCAAGAACCAAAAUCGAAGGAUUAUGCAAUGGUUCUUGAAUUUGCAGAAAACGGAAAUUUGAGACAUUAUUUGAAUUGCAAUUCAAAUUCUAUUGACUGUAUGAUUAGAUGCUGCUUUAUUUAUGAAGAUGAGUGUAAAAUAUCACAUCGAAUAUCGAAAGAAAUAGAACAAUGUAAAUGCAUUCAUCAAACACAUCCCACCGAACAAACAAAAAUUCAUCCUGAAGCAAAUUAUCAUAGCAGAUUAUUAUCUUUUCCUAAACUUGAAGAAACUCUCGCUUCGGGUAUAUAA
This is a messenger RNA of Funneliformis mosseae, 885 nucleotides long. The record is from the annotation of a GenBank genome assembly. Lineage: Eukaryota; Fungi; Glomeromycota; Glomeromycetes; Glomerales; Glomeraceae.